Aspergillus alliaceus is the source of this 321-nucleotide messenger RNA. RefSeq lists its product as uncharacterized. Bases 1 to 321 code for a protein of 106 amino acids. The transcript has 2 exons. The record is from RefSeq and is a predicted model, not a curated record. Lineage: Eukaryota; Fungi; Ascomycota; Eurotiomycetes; Eurotiales; Aspergillaceae. Gene Ontology annotation, biological process: carbohydrate metabolic process.
AUGAACGUAGCCAAAAACGUCCUAAUCUUCACAAUCCUCUUCGACGACAUCCCAAUAAUCUACCAAGGCCAAGAACUGCACUUCUCCGGCGCCCAUGACCCCGAUGACCGCGAAGCCCUCUGGCUCUCCAACUACGACACCAACGCACCGCUUUACAAACUAAUAUCCACCCUCAAUACAACCCGAAAGCGCCUCCCGCGUCGAUCUAGAGUACUUAAACACGCCCACCCACCCGAUCUUCAAAGGACUCAGCGAGAUGGCCCUCCGAAAGGGCUGAGAAGGCCGCCAGACAGUUAUGGUUCUGUCGAUGCAGGGGACUAA